Molecule: messenger RNA, 4972 nt
Organism: Patiria miniata (bat star)
Lineage: Eukaryota; Metazoa; Echinodermata; Asteroidea; Valvatida; Asterinidae
Product: ribosomal RNA processing protein 1 homolog A-like
Exons: 11
Coding region: 51-2525 (824 amino acids)
Biological process (GO): rRNA processing
Cellular component (GO): preribosome, large subunit precursor; nucleus; preribosome, small subunit precursor
Source: RefSeq, a predicted model, not a curated record
GCACGAAGUAUCCGAAAAGAGCAACACGUGGGACCCACGCGACAAGCAAGAUGGCGACGACCAUGGAAGAGAAUUUCAAGUUCGGCUUGGAUAUUCAUUUCGCCCAAAGAUUGGCUGGAAACGUGACUAAAAUCCGAGAGAGGACCGUGAAAAAGCUGAAGAGAUGGAUCGCUGCUCGAUCCUUAAAACAGGGAGACGUAGGCAUGGAGUCAGAACUUAUGCGUCUGUGGAAGGGCCUAUUCUACUGCAUGUGGAUGUGUGAUAAGCCAGUCAUUCAGGAAGAGAUGGCUGAUAAGAUUGCCGAACUCGUUCACAGCUUCACAACACCAAAGGGAGCAAUGGCAUUCUUUGAUGCAUUUCUUCUGACGAUGAAACGGGAGUGGAUUGGCAUUGACAGGUUGCGAAUGGACAAAUUCUUCAUGUUUGUUAGACGAUGCUUGCGUCAGGUCCUGGUGGUGCUUAGGAACAAUAACUGGGAAGACAGCAUUGUGGAGCAGUUCUUGGCAGUGCUGUGCAAGACGCCACUGAGCGCCGAUCCAGAAGCCUCACCGGACGGUCUCCGCUACCACUUCAUUGAUAUCUACAAGGAGGAGCUGGCACGGUGUGCUGGUCAAGAGCUUACACCAAGUGUUCAAGUCAUGAAGCUGAUAGAUCCAUUCUGUGUAUUGGUGACUACAACUCGCAACAAGACUCUUCUUAAAGUCAUCUUGCGUGGCUUCUUCCAAGAAAUCAUCGACGAGUCAGACGUCGGGUUCCGAGACGAGUCGGAGGACGAAGGGAUCGACUCCGGGGAAGAGGAAAAGGAAGAGGGUGACAAGGACGAGGGUGACAAGGAACAGGAGGAAAAUGAGGAAAACUUGGAGGAGGAAGACAACGAAGAAGAAGAAAAGAAGAAGAAGUAUGUGCGGAAGGAGCGACCCAAAUUAAAGUAUGACUACGAAGCCAUUGCAGAGCGUCUUUUCACUCUGGCCAGCCAACAGUCUACGCCAGGUUUUGUCCGGAGAAAAGUAUAUACGAUGGUGAAAAAGUUCCGAGAUCUAAAAGAAGGCGUGUUCCCAGACUACAAUGUGGGCUCCCUCAUGGACUACCAGGAUGACGACGAUGAAACUGAGCAAAAAUACGGCGACCGGCCCCCGCCGGAAAAGCAGAAGAAGCCACGUCGCCGAGGCGGAAAGCAGGUCCGGGAACGGAGACUCGCCAAGGCCCAGAUAGAAACUGCCAGAGAGGCCCGGCAGACUGGCAAGCGUUUUGCCGAUGACUCAGACGAGGAGGAAUUGAUGGAUGAGGAAGCGGAGGAAAAGGAGGAGGACCAAAAGAAAAAGAAGCGACGCAGGAGGAAGAAGAAGUUGAAGAAAGUUGACGGGGAGACGGAGGAAGCAACAACGACUGGUGCUGCUGGAGAGAAGGAGAAGUCUUCCGAGACAGAAGAUGGAAAGAAGGAGCCCGAGGAGGGGGACGAAUCUUCCAAACAAGAGGAAAUUGUGGAAAAGGAGCCGAUUGUCGAAGAAAAGAAGGCUGUGGAAGAAAUUAUCGUAACCGCAGCUAAGCCUAGCCCAGGAACAGACGAACCCGAUGGCGGAACCAAGAAGAAACGAGGAAGGAAACGGAAGUCCGAAGCCAGCCAAAAUGAAGUGGCAGUGCCUGUUCUUGACCACGGUGAUGCUCUGAAGGAAAGUGAAACUGCCGACAAUGAAGAAACCAAAACGGACGCCACGGCAAUGGAAACAGCUGUUGCGACUGAAACUGCUUCACCGAGUGCAGGAUCUGAAACAAAGAGCAAUAGAAAGCAGAAAGGAAAACAAGGCAAACGGAAGUCGAACGUGGGUGGCGUGGAAAGAGGGGAAGCUUCGAAUUUAGGAGAUUCAGUCGAUGCAGCUCACAAAAGUGACGCAGUGCAAAGUAAGGAGGAAAUCAUCCCUCCCAAGGAUGAAGUCCAGAUUAAUCUUUUCCCUGUCAGUGAACUUAGCAAAGAUUCAGCCACCACCAAAGACACUUCCUUGCAGCUCAGUACAGGCAGUUCGCAGAAGCUGUCAGCGGGCGGCAAGCAAAAGACGGAACAGCCGUUUGCAGCCUUCCAGACAGUGAGCACACCCCCUGCUCUUGUGAGGCGGAAGGUUGUCAGGAAAGCAGGCGAGCCAAAGACGGAACCACCAAGAAAGACAAAGUCGCGACUUUCUGGUCUUAGUGAUGACACUGACUCUGACCAGCCUACACCCAGAAAACGAGUCAAGAUAGCCCUAGGCUUGAACAAAGCACAUGCUUCCAAGGACUACAAGAAGCAGCUGGAGUCCAGCCCCGGCAUCCCCUUCGACGGCUCCAAGAAACCCACCCAGUCCGUCCUGAAGACACCCAGCCCAAAGCCCCGACCCCCCACCAAGAAGAAAACCGCCACGCCCACUUUUAAGACCCCCAGCCCCAAGAUAAUCAAGGAGGCCGGGGUUAAAUCUAGCUCCAAGAAGAGGCGGAGUCCCAAGACCACCCCCAAUCUGCGAAGGUCCUCCAGACUAAAGCCCACCCAUAAGUGAACAUUUUUAUUUAGUGCAAGUUAUACAUUAAGUCAUCACACCAUUAAACUGAUGCAUCUCUGUGUAAUCUGAACAACUAAUAAGUGAUAUAUCCUAUAUUUUUCUUGUGAGUGGGGGAUGGGGGGAAAUGCGGUACUUAAGUCAAUAUAUAUUAUGGAGACCAAAGGUUUUACGCAUGGACCCUAGAAAUUUGGGAUUUCCCCCAAUAGGCGGACACAGCUUAAUUUGCGUGACCUCAGGUCCAUGCGAGGUGAACACAAACGUCGGCCGUCGUUAAACAGCGUUCACCUCUCGAAAGGUUUCACUGCGCUAUGAUGUCGGCUACACUGGGAAAUCACAGGCAUGCAACUUUCCUUGAAUUCGCUGAUUUCCUCAUUUUUUGCUUCUUGUGAAUGCCAUGAUAAAUAGUCCUAGGAGUUAUUGACGUCACGCUUUGUGCGCUUUCCUAGAAAGCACACACAUUAACAAUGCGUGACGUCACUAGGUCGUAGGUCAAUUGAAAAACAAUUUACAAAGUGUUGCAUGCUAUGAAAGUGGCACCCCCUAUAUCUAAGCCUGGUACAUGCGUAAUGCAUCUCAUAUUUGUUUAUUUGUUUAAUUCAGGACAUUCAUCACUACUAUGCUCUUGACAUGUGAGAUUCGUCACUUUUUGGGGGUAAAUGACGAUUUGAACCAACACAAGCAGAAGCGGCACAUUUUUCCUUUUUUUUUUUUAUCGAUAUAUAUUGAUAUAUCGAAGCAAACUUUCAUGCGUUUAAAGUGUAGAAUGUUUUAAUCAACAUACAUGUACUUGCAUAUGAACUUCGUCACACUAACAUCUUUAAAAUGGAGUAAAAUAAUACCCACACCUCUUUUACAUGUUUUUGAUUUUUUUGAUUUUAAAUUUUUGUUUAAUUAAUAUUUGAAUUGUAAAAUUGUGAAAUUUGUGAACUUUUCAACUGAAGGUUUAAUGAUUUAUCACUUUAUCAAGUUGGCCAAACCUUAAACACAAAUUUAAUUUCUAGAUUAGCAUGUGCAGAUGUAUUCACACUGUAGUAAGCCUAAAAUGAAAGGGCUGAUUUUGAUUUAAAGAUAGUUGCAAGGAAAGAAAAUGGAAUUCGGGCGAUUCACAAUGCAGUGCGCCACCAAGAGUUUGCCAUGGAGAGUUCAUUUUUUCCUAGUGCAUUGUGGGAGAUGGUCGACAAAUUCGCAGCGCGGGACAUUUGAAAUUGUCAGUUUUUCCGGCGAGAAAGUUCGUAAGCGGUUGUUUCGAGUAUCUCUUUGCCCUUUUCUUUUCGUUUUAUCAAUAUGGAGUUUUUUGUAAGGUGGCAGAUUGCUUUGCCCCAAUCUAUAACAAAUUAGCUCAAGUUUUCUACUGACACUCAUUCAAAUGGGUCAUGUUUUGUCGACCGUGACCUUGAAAAACAAACUCUCCGUGGCAAACUCUUGGUGGCGCACUGCAUUGUGAAUCGCCCGAAUUGUUCACAUUUUAUACACCGACAAGUGUCCUCAUAAAGGAUACAAUAAAAUGAGUCUAUUACAUGUAUAAAAGGAAAGCCCAAAAAAGAAAUCCUUUAACAUGGAAUGGUCAAUGGGAACAAAUGUUACAACCUGAUGCCAUGUUACAACUGAUAAUGUACCAUAGUAACCAACGGAUAACAUAUCACCAACAGAUAAUGUCCCACAAAUUGACCAAUACUGUUUCACUAACCAGUAGUGUAACAGAAAUUGACUGAUAGUGUAGCACUAUCGGUACAUUUUUGCUACAUUAUCGGUUAGGGUCGAUAAUGGUACACUGUAACAACAAUUGACUGAUAGUGUAGUACAUUUUAAUACUACAGUAUCGGUCAAUUUUUGUGACAUUAUUGGUUCGUGAUACAUGAUCUGUUGGUUGCUAUACAUUAUCAGUUGUAACACGCCACUUCCGCGAUUGUGUGCCAAGUCUGUGGUAUUUCCCAACAAAAUUGGAAAUGUUUCUCAGUCCCAGAUUCAUGUCUUAUCAUCAGUUUUGCAAUGAAUGACCUCCAUUGAGAUGAUAUAUGAAGAAAAAAGUGGCGUCUGGUUGCAACAUUUUUUUCCAAAUGUUACUUUUGUUUCAAACUGGAAGGUGAUGGAGCACUGCUAAUUUGUUUUGUGGGGUUUUUUUUUGGGGGGGGGUGGAAAUUGCCAACAGUCAACAACCAAACAACAAGAAAAGAAUCAAACUAUUCUUAGGCUUUUUUAAUUUGUAUUUUGUUCAAAUUGGUUCAAAUACACAGAUUGAAGGAUGAAAUUUGUCUCAAAUGGGUUAAACUUGUUUCGUUUAUUGAAUACAUGAACAACAUGAUGAAUAAAGAAGUUAUAAAGCUGAACGCGAUUAACUUGGAACAAUUAUAACACCAUGACCUUUUAAAAAUGACUGUGUUCCAACUUUAUUGGUUUCAUUAAUUUUGAAAUAAAUUACUUGGAAAAUUUUUUAGAUGUUUGUA